This is a messenger RNA of Camelina sativa (false flax), 885 nucleotides long. RefSeq names its product RING-H2 finger protein ATL16. NCBI's taxonomy places the organism in Eukaryota, Viridiplantae, Streptophyta, Magnoliopsida, Brassicales, Brassicaceae. Gene Ontology annotation, biological process: protein ubiquitination. Gene Ontology annotation, molecular function: ubiquitin protein ligase activity. The record is from RefSeq and is a predicted model, not a curated record.
AGCAGCUUUAUUCCUCUAUUAAAAAUCGAAUCUCAUUCUCCAUUUUUCCUCCCCCCUUCUCUCUCUCUCUCUCUCGCUCACUCACACACACACACCUCAGCAAAACUUGUUCUUCUUCUUCUUCUUUCAAAAAAUCUAACACAAUGAGCUUCUUCAUCGAAGAAUCUGGUCUCAUAGUCACUCAACUCCUCUACAAAAUGGCUGUUCUCAUCACCGUCCUCAGAUGGAUCUUCGCAUGGAUCUUACGCUACCGAUCCAGAUCUAGAUCCACCGCUUCUUCUUCUCCCUCUUGUCCCGCGAUUUCGUCACAGGCAAUCAAAGAAAGCCUCUCCGUGACGACGUUCCGUGACGCGGCCGAGAGAUCUCCGGCGAUGAUCAACGAUACAUGCGCUGUUUGUCUCGGAGAUCUGGAAGACGGAGACGAGGUUAGAGAGCUGAGGAAUUGUAGCCAUAUGUUUCACCGCGAGUGUAUCGACCGGUGGUUGGAUUACGUAUGUUGCGGAGGAGGAGAUGAGAAUAACGAAGGUGAGGAAGAUAACCACCGGACGUGCCCUCUUUGUAGAACUCCGCUUCUUGCUGCUAAUACGACGUCGUGUGGUGAUUGGCCUACUAAGAACGAACCUAGCUGGGCUGUUGAACGUCUUCUUUACCUCUUCGGAGAUGAUCUUCUCGUUUGAUUUUUACAACUUUUAUUUUCCUUUUUUCAAUUUUUAUUUGAUUUUAUUUUAUUUUAUUUAGUGGGAUCGAUUUUGAUCUAUAGAAAUUUACGUAGUUGUCAAUUUUUGUAAAUUGGGUGGGGGGGAUAUAAUGGUUAAAUCUAGGAAAUAUAAUAAAGAUUUAAUAUCAAUUUUAUCUUAAACCUCUGAUCAGAGAUUUCUGAUUUCA